Molecule: messenger RNA, 693 nt
Organism: Asparagus officinalis (garden asparagus)
Lineage: Eukaryota; Viridiplantae; Streptophyta; Magnoliopsida; Asparagales; Asparagaceae
Product: NAC domain-containing protein 83-like
Exons: 3
Coding region: 1-693 (230 amino acids)
Biological process (GO): regulation of DNA-templated transcription
Molecular function (GO): DNA binding
Source: RefSeq, a predicted model, not a curated record
AUGGAGAAGCUAAGUUUAAGUAUUGUGAGGCAACAACACAAUGGGGCAAUCAAUUUGCCCCCUGGCUUUAGAUUCCAUCCCACUGAUGAGGAGCUAGUAGUCCAAUAUUUGAGAAGAAAAGUCUUUUCAUGUCCACUCCCUGCCUCCAUCAUCCCCGAGAUCAACCUCGGGAAGUGCGACCCUUGGGAUCUUCCCGGUCGAUGUGAACAAGAGAGGUAUUUCUUUGCGCUCAGAGAGGUAAAAUAUGCAAACAGUAAUCGAUCUAAUCGGGCGACUGGAUGCGGAUACUGGAAGGCCACAAGCAAGGACCGAGCUAUUGUAUCUUCAAAGUACAAUAAAGUGGUGGGGGUGAAGAAAACCCUAGUCUUUUAUCGAGGGAAGGGCCCUAGCGGAUCGAAGACUGAUUGGAUCAUGCACGAGUAUCGCCUAACUAGUUUCCCUCAAAGAAAGAAUUCGACUCACAUAAGUAUUUCCAUCGUCGUUCCUACGAGAGACUGGGUUCUUUGUCGAAUUUUUAUGAAGAAAAGAGCUAUCAAAAUGAACGUUGGCAAUGGAGAACAUCUAGAAGAAGAGGAGCGAGCUAUUGAAUUCAUUGACUUCAUGGGCCGACGAAAUGAAGACAGGCGUCCAUCUUCACCAUCGGAUUCAGAUUCAAGCUGUGUUACAGAGCCUAGGGACGAAUCUAGCAAUUGA